AUGUUCUUUUUUCGGCUGCGUCCGUACAUCACAUCAGUCACCAUGGAAAUGUGUGGCCAGAGGUAUUCUCUGUCUGGCCCCUCUGGUGCUAUGAGCACAAUCCUUCCUGCAGUGGACGCAUUGCUGGGGAUUCGGAACACAUCUGCAGAACUUCGCGAGGCAGUCAAGACGUUCGAGGGCUAUGUUCCGAAGGAGCACAGACAGUUUCUUGACGGUCUUCGCAAUGCACCCAGCAGCGUCCGCAGCUUCAUCAAAGCCGGCAAAGCAACUCUGGAAGAGAGCAUGUGGUAUGCACUGGCCGGGGCCUACAAUGCUUGUAUUUCGAGGGUCUUGGACUUUAGGCACAUCUCAGAUUCUCAGGUGGCCAGGAUCACCCUCGGUCCGAAAGGAGAGGCACACACCCGGCAAGAAAGCGCGGAGGCGUCGAUCUCCGCAAAACAUGCCAAUCUGCCAGUGUUCGGCGAUGUGACCAACGGCCACUUCUGGGAUCCGACUGGUCCGAACGGCUUCGUGACCAACCGCUGCGGGAAUCUGCCAGGAUGGGGUCCAGGCUCGCCGGCCGAAGGGGACUUCCCGGCUUUGGGUGGGGGCGGGGGGUUGUCGGGCACCCUCGUCAUGGCCGUGCUGACCUGA
Symbiodinium necroappetens is the source of this 633-nucleotide messenger RNA. NCBI's taxonomy places the organism in Eukaryota, Dinophyceae, Suessiales, Symbiodiniaceae. The record is from the annotation of a GenBank genome assembly.